AUGGACCAUUUAGAUUACAAUCCACAUCCACGUAUUCUUGGUGGAAGAGUCGAAGAGCUUUCCGAUCUUGCAGGAGAGGAAGAACAACCCCCUAGACUUAAUCCACAACGUGCUUGGAUUCAUGAUUACUCAGCAAUCUUGUAUCUGAUGUACACUGCAACUCUUGUAACCAUCUACUUACCAAUCAUAUCACUUCUUCAAUUGAAGUUUCAAAACCAACAAAAUUCUCCUUUUGAAACAAGUGGCCUCUUUAUGAACUUAUCAGUUCUUGCUUUAUGCAUAGCUACAGCCACUUCAGGAGUCCUGUUUUACAUAAACCAUCGGUUGCAAAACUCAACAAUGGAGGACUUCUCUCUUGUUCAUUACAUGAUCCUAAAAGGAGUGUUUUCCUUCUUUGGCAUCCUCACCCCUGUUUCCCUCGUCCUCGUCUUAAUCAUCCCUAACAAACUUGAUUGGAUUAGAUACGUAAUUAUAUGUGUACUCCUUGGGGUCGUAGCCAUAUCUAACUUCCGUGCCUUCCAGAAGUUAAAUGACAUGGAAGACGAGCUCAACAUGGACGGCUUGGAAGCUCAUCAAAUGGUCUAA
This is a messenger RNA of Lactuca virosa, 585 nucleotides long. The record is from the annotation of a GenBank genome assembly. Lineage: Eukaryota; Viridiplantae; Streptophyta; Magnoliopsida; Asterales; Asteraceae.